AUGACGAUUGUCACAUAUAUUCGUGCUAGGCCCGCAGGUUCGACAAAAUCCGCAGCGAGUACGUGCAAGUCAACCUCGGUGUGCGCGACAUCGUCGACAUUAUGCAGGAGAGUUUACUAUGACGGUAUGGACACGAAAGAAGUAGGCCACCGCACAACAUCGGAAAUGGCACUACAACUUGCCCUGUCCAGACAUAGAUUAAUCAAGUUUGUGUUUUAUUUUAAUAUAUACAAGGUUAAUUUUUGGUUAUGCUCAUCAGUUCCAGCGCAGUUCAUACCGGGCAGGACGGGAGCCGGGUUGCUUAUAUUGAAUGGAUUCACAUUCUAUAUGAAGAAUCAUCAAGCACAUGGAAAAAAGCAGUGGUACUGUUCAUCACGAGACGUUCAUGGCUGUAGGGCUGACGUCAUCACCUACAAAGGAAUUUAUUACUUACCAUCUCACCGUACCGGAAGUAUGGUUUUGAUAUUCAAAGACAACAAAUAUUGGAUCAAUAAUAGAUACCAGAAUACUAUAAAUUGGACAUGCCGGGAUAGAAAAAGACUGGGAUGCAACAGCUGUGUGCAAACAACAGUGGAAGGUCGCUACAUCAAGCAUAAAGGCUUCCAUAAUCAUGAUGAUAAUUACACAAAGUAUAAUUUCAAUGAUUAAGCAGUUUAACGCUAGAUACUUCUUCAAAGUUUCAAAAAAUCAACCAAUGUGAU
Messenger RNA from Papilio machaon (common yellow swallowtail), 701 nucleotides. RefSeq lists its product as uncharacterized. The transcript has 3 exons. Bases 1 to 648 code for a protein of 215 amino acids. NCBI's taxonomy places the organism in Eukaryota, Metazoa, Arthropoda, Insecta, Lepidoptera, Papilionidae. The record is from RefSeq and is a predicted model, not a curated record.